UUUGUUUCAUCCGUUCUAAUGUCGGCAAUGUUUCGCUUGGAGAAAAUGCAGUGGAUUGCAGUUAAAAUAACUGCAUACUAUUUUACCUAAGAAAAUGGAUGAUAAUUCUCACGCUCUUAUUCCGUCAACUUCUGUACUAAAAGUGUUCCCUGGUUAUUGGAGGUAAAAGGCUGAGAACUACACGGUAUAACGUAGAGACAUACUAUCACAAUUCAGAGUACCAUUCUAACCUAAAUAAACAUCACUUACAGUAACACUGACAAUGAGUUGAACAGUAGCGAAUAUCAACUAAGAAGCAGAUCAUACUUUUGUAUGGCGUACGGCUUUGAGGCAAGUAUUGUCAAAUCAGGAAACGCGUGACGUUUUGUCAGUCGUCAGAGUCACAUGAUACUUAGACGUUUCUUGGGGUGUUGAUACAGGAAUUUGUUACAAGAGAAGUUUACUAUGGUUGUUUAAGUUGGGCAUUACAACGUUAGCCAAUAUGAGUGGUUCCAAGCCUGAUAUUCUGUGGGCUCCACAUCACAUGGACAGGUUUGUUAUAUGCGACUCGGAAUUAAGCCUUUAUCACAUCGAACCUGUUGGGUGCUCAGAUACUAAAGGAGGUGCUUUAGGUCUUUCAAAAGAAACGAGUACAACUUUGUUAGCAAUAAAUUCAGACACUCCAUACAUGAAAUGCGUUGCUUGGUAUCCCAAGUAUGAUCCUGAAUGCCUUCUUGCAGUUGGUCAAGCUAAUGGGCGUGUUGUUCUUACCAGUCUUGGGCAGGACCACAAUUCAAAAUGUAAGGAUUUGAUUGGGAAAGAAUUUGUGCCCAAACAUGCCAGGCAGUGCAAUACUUUGGCAUGGAAUCCCCUGGACAGUAACUGGCUUGCUGCUGGCUUGGAUAAACAUCGGGCUGAUUUUUCUGUUCUUAUUUGGGAUAUCAGCAGCAAGUUUAUUCCAGAAGUUGCUGUACCUGUGGAAAAGGUUAGACUUUCAUCUGGUGACAUCGAGACUGGCCUUGUUGUAACAAAGCCUUUGUAUGAACUAGGUCAGAAUGAUGCAUGCCUCUCACUUAGCUGGCUACCUAGAGACCAGAAACUUUUACUAGCAGGUAUGCAUCGUAACCUUGCAAUAUUUGACUUAAGAAACACAAGUCAGAAAAUGUUUGUGAACACCAAAGCAGUACAGGGUGUGACAGUUGACCCCCACUUUCAUGAUCGUGUGGCUUCUUUCUUUGAAGGUCAGGUUGCUAUUUGGGAUUUACGAAAGUUUGAAAAGCCUGUUUUGACAUUAACAGAGCAGGUUAAACCCUUAACCAAGGUUGCCUGGUGUCCAACUAGAACUGGUCUUUUGGCUACUUUAACCAGGGAUAGUAAUAUUAUCAGACUAUAUGAUAUGCAGCACACACCUACUCCCAUUGGGGAUGAAACCGAGCCAACAAUAAUUGAAAGAAGUGUGCAGCCUUGUGAAAACUACAUUGCUUCUUUUGCAUGGCAUCCUCAAAAUCAGAAUCGAAUGGUAGUUGUAACACCCAAUAGAACAAUAUCAGAUUUUACAGUGUUUGAAAGGAUUUCACUUGACUGGAGUCCAACAACCUCUCUGAUGUGGGCUUGUGGUAGACACUUAUAUGAGUGCACAGAGCAAGGAGAGACUACUGUUGUAGAGAAAGACAUAGCCACUAAAAUGAGGCAACGGGCAUUGUCUCGUUAUGGGCUUGAUACUGAGCAGGUAUGGAGAAAUCACCUACUAGCUGGAGAUGCCGACCCUCAGUUGAAAUCUUUGUGGUAUACCUUAUAUUUUAUGAAGCAAUAUGCUGAAGAACUGGAACAGAGGCAUCUGGGAAAUAAAGUGCAUUUGGUUUAUGCUGGAAUUAAAACCAUCAUAAAGUCCAGUACAGGAACUAAUGAUUGUCACAGGCAUAGUUGGAAUGGUUCAGAUAGACCAGCUGAUAUUGUUAGAUAUCACAGUGAGGAGAGAAAUCUGGCUCUGCAACUUUGUGGAUGGAUAAAGAAAGGAGUUGAUAUUGAUGUAGAACCCUUCCUUAGUUCCUUGGAGAAAGAAGGUGAAUGGGAAAGGGCUGCAGCCGUUGCACUUUUUAAUUUGGAUAUCCGAAGAGCAAUACAGAUUCUCAACAAAGGAUCUGCUUCAGGAAAAGGAGAUUUGAACCUCAAUGUUGUAGCCAUGGCAUUAUCUGGUUACACUGAUGAAAAGAACUCCCUUUGGAGAGAAAUGUGCAGCACAUUAAGACUGCAGCUCAAUAACCCUUACCUCUGUGUGAUGUUCGCUUUCCUGACAAGUGAGCCAGGCUCUUAUGACGGAGUGCUGUUUCAGAGCAGUGUAGCAGUGCGUGACAGAGUGGCCUUUGCUUGUAUGUUCCUCAGUGAUACACAACUGACUCGCUACAUUGAAAAACUGACCAGUGAAAUGAAAGAAGAAGGAAACCUGGAGGGAAUCCUACUGACAGGACUCACUCAUGAUGGAGUGGAUCUCAUGCAGAGUUAUGUGGACAGAACUGGUGAUGUACAGACAGCAAGUUUCUGCAUGUUGCAGGGCUUCUCUGGAGAGGUUUUAAAAGAUUCCAGGGUGCAUUAUUGGAUUGAAAACUACCGUAAUCUGCUAGAUGCCUGGAGAUUUUGGCACAAACGAGCAGAAUUUGACAUUCAUCGAAGUAAAGUGGAUCCAUCUUCAAAGCCACUGGCACAAGUAUUUGUAAGCUGCAAUUUCUGUGGAAAGUCUAUUUCUUACAGCUGUUCUGCAAUACCUCAUCAGGGCCGAGGAUUUAGUCAGUAUGGUGUAAGUGGUUCACCCACCAAAUCCAAAGUCACCAGUUGCCCAGGUUGUCGAAAACCACUACCUCGGUGUGCACUUUGUUUAAUUAACAUGGGAACACCAGUUUCUAGUUGUCAAGGGGUAGGAAAGUCAGAUGAAAAGGUGGAUCUCAGCAAAGACAAGAAGUUGGCACAGUUCAACAACUGGUUUACAUGGUGCCACAAUUGCAGGCACGGGGGUCAUGCAGGACACAUGCUUAGCUGGUUCAGGGAUCACAUAGAAUGUCCAGUUUCUGCAUGUUCCUGUAAGUGUGUACAGCUGGAUACAACAGGAAAUAUUCUACCUGCUGAAACUGCUCAAACAUAAGCUGUAACAACAUGGACAGUAAAUUUAUCAAAUAUGGAACUUGCUAUUUGGUGUCCUUCACAAGUGGAAUGCACGUUGCCAAGCACAUCCAUUCAGGACAUCUGAAGUUAAUAGGAAAACUAAAUCAUUCCAAGAGCUGCAGAGAUUAACUGUGACUUGCUUUGAUGGGCUUGGCCAAGUGAAGAGAUCAUGAUAUAAAUCCACAUGCUGUCAUCUGCUUUGUGCUCAGUUAUCUAGAGCAGUUAAUGCAGAUGCAUUUUCACCAGCUUAGUUGACAUUCUCAGCAGCCUCUUGGAAAACAAAAUUCAAGAUGACACUGACAAAUCCUUGUACCUGCUGUCAAAGAUGAACCAAUGUUAUGUACUGCUUCUGUUUACAGCCUCACUAGCAUGACCUGGAAAUAAUUUUGGUUACACUAAGAAGGCAGUGGAGGUACACUUACAGAAAGACUAGUGUCAUUACUGAACUAACAGCUUCAAAAUGCAGAUCUAAUGUGAGUGGAUAAGUCACAGUCCAAGGGGACUUGCUACUGCAAGUCCCUCCUAACAUGUCUGUAUUUGCACUUUUUGAGCUGGCUGACUCAUCUGUUAUGCCACCUGUCCUACAUUAUUUACUGAGCAUGCUACAGUGCUUACAGUGUACCCUUCAUAACAAACUUAAGUGCUGUACACAGCCGCACUGUUGCCUUCACAGUAAUCAGAUGCAGGAAGGUGAAACAGCGGUAGCCACAGAUUAAUGACAGUACAACAGAAAAAGCAAGUAACAGUGUUACGUAAUACACUUUGAGUAGUGUAGUAAGCUGCUCAAAGCAUUAAACAGUAAUCCAGUUACAGAACCCGAUCUUUCUAGGUGCGUGCCUUCAUUUUACAUCUUGCAUCUACAUGUAUGUGACCUGAAUUAAGUUAGUUUGCCAUUGUUGCAGUGCAGGAAGAACAAGCAGCACAGUUUCUGUGAAAAUUGGAUGCUAAAGCUGAGCUGACCUCAGUGGGGAAAUAAAAAGCAAAUGUUUGAAUGCAUUUUAACCGAGUAAAUUGCAGUGCUUUCACUCACUUGAUUUAUUGUUUGCCACUUGCCAUUUAUAUAACCAGUACAGUUGUGUUUGCUGUAGAAUGUAUAUUGCCAUUUAAUGUUUGUUAUAGAAAUACAUUGUCACCUAAACAUUGUUUGUCAUUUUUUUCACACCACUCAGAUAAACAGAUGUAUCAGCAUUGUUACUGCAUUUAUUCAUUUCAUAAGUGACAACAGUGGUGAGGAAUGUACUGGUAACACAGCUGUGAAGUUAGAGCAGCAUAUUGCUAGUGAAUUUAGUGCCGGACUGUUGUAUUUUGUGCUAACAUAAUGUGUAGCUGUAGGUUUAUCUUAGACCUACACCCAAUGUUUUCGGUAAAAUAAGGAAACAGUCAACUGCAGCAUAUUUGUGCUGCUAAAUAAAUGCAGAAGUCAGAUUUA
Molecule: messenger RNA, 4564 nt
Organism: Protopterus annectens (West African lungfish)
Lineage: Eukaryota; Metazoa; Chordata; Ceratodontiformes; Protopteridae
Gene: MIOS
Product: meiosis regulator for oocyte development
Exons: 10
Coding region: 482-3115 (877 amino acids)
Biological process (GO): cellular response to amino acid starvation; positive regulation of TORC1 signaling
Cellular component (GO): cytoplasm
Molecular function (GO): protein binding
Source: RefSeq, a predicted model, not a curated record